This is a messenger RNA of Malaya genurostris, 2931 nucleotides long. RefSeq lists its product as uncharacterized. Lineage: Eukaryota; Metazoa; Arthropoda; Insecta; Diptera; Culicidae. The transcript has 4 exons. Bases 1 to 2931 code for a protein of 976 amino acids. The record is from RefSeq and is a predicted model, not a curated record. Gene Ontology annotation, molecular function: catalytic activity; zinc ion binding; nucleic acid binding.
AUGGAAGUAAUCGAAAUCGAAGUUGAGAAAGAAGUGACAAAUCCGUUUGUCAAGAGUGGCUUGGUGAGGACACCGCCGCCGCAAACCCAGCAGGUGCAAAAGCAGCACACGAACGAGCAGCAGGCUCAGCAGCAGGGUCAGCAGCAGUAUAGCGCGUGGACGAAACCACCACAACCACCGAGGGUAGAGGCAGCGAAAAAGUUGGUGGACGAGCUGCACGAAUAUGUGGAUAAGAGAAGUAACGUGCACAAAGACAUCAAGGCGUUGGUGAUUAAGCUCCAAGGCGCUCUUGGUUCUGCUGUAAAGGAGUGGAAAAACGUAGUGCAGAGAGCAGAAGCUGGGGAGAAGGAGUUGUUAGCGGCGAAAACUGCUUUAGAGGCACGUCGCGCAGCGCAAAUGCAAAGGGCUGAAGCCGACACAGUUACGAGGGAGGUCAACACGGCGAGUAGUGUUCCCCCUGGGGUGCAGUCCACGCCCUUCUUCACACCAAAAAGCCCAGGGGAAUCGCCUGGAGAUGUUAGACCAGGUGGUCCCAAGAGACACAAGGAUGCCCGUGUCACUGGAGCUAAACUACCACCAGAAGCAACCGACGCGGUCGUCAGGACGAGGAAUAAGAGCGAGGCUCUCAUCGUCAAAGCGAGCGACGACUCGUACGCCGAAGUCCUACGCGCUAUGCGGAUGAACCCGGAUCUUAAGGAGCUAGGGGAAGACGUGCAAAAGGUCAGGCGCACUCGUAAUGGUGAGAUGCUUCUCGAGCUGAAAAGAAACCCCAAAGCAGGCAGCAUCUCGUACAAGGAGCUUACCGAGAAAGCCCUCGGAAACAAGGUGGAAGUAAGAGCCUUGUGCCCGGAAGCGACUCUCCGGUGUAAAGAUCUGGACGAGAUUACUACGGAGGAGGAGGUAAAAUUAGCCCUGAAGGAGCAAUGCGAGCUAGGAGAGGUCCAGAUGACCAUCCGUAUCAGGAAUGGACCUGACGGCACCAAGGUAGCCUUAAUUAAGCUGCCAGUAGAUGCAGCUAAUAAAGCGUUGAAAGUGGAGAAAAUAUGUGUGGGUUGGUCUGUGUGUCCACUGAGCGUUUCCCAGCUACCGGACGUGUGCUUCAAGUGUCUGGGUUUUGGUCACUUCGCACGGAACUGUCAAGGGCCGGAUAGGAGCAAACUAUGCAGAAGGUGUGGCGAGGAAGGUCACAAGGCAAAGGAUUGCACGAAGCCUCCGAAAUGCCUAAUUUGCGCUGCCACGGGGGAUAACAAACAUCCUACAGGCGGUAGCAGAUGCCCGGCCUUCAAACGAGCGAGUGCAACGAAGUCCCAGUGGAGAUGCGAUGUUGCGAUAAUUUCGGAGCCAUACCAAAUUCCACCCGGAGAUGGAAACUGGACAUCAGACGGAGCCAAAACAGCAGCGAUAUGGGCAGUGGGAAAAUACCCCAUUCAAGAAGUGGUGCACUGCGCAGAUGAAGGGUUUGUUAUAGCCAAAAUCAACGGAGUCUUCAUAUGUAGUUGUUAUGCACCUCCACGAUGGACGAUCGAACAGUUCAACCGGAUGUUGGACAAACUAACGGAAGAGCUAACCGACCGAAGACCAGUAGUAGUAGCUGGUGACUUCAAUGCCUGGGCGGUCGAAUGGGGCAGCCGCCUCACGAACUCAAGGGGAAGCAGUCUUCUGGAGGCCCUAGCUAAGCUGAACGUAGAUCUUGCCAACGACGGUACCACUACCACCUACCGUAAGGAUGGUAGAGAGUCCAUCAUAGAUGUCACUUUCUGCAGCCCGGGUAUGAUAAGGAGCAUGCACUGGAGAGUGUGCGAAGAAUACACCCACAGCGAUCACCAAGCGAUCCGGUAUUGUGUUGGACGCGACUCGCAGGUGGAAUCAAGCAGAACGCAGUUUGGUGAGCGAAAGUGGAAAACAGCGAACUUUAACAAGGACGUAUUUGUGGAAGCACUGAGGCUCGAGCGCAACACAAUAAACCUCAGCGCGGAAGAGCUGACUGCAACACUAUCACGUGCGUGUGAUGCAACCAUGCCUAGAAUGGGAAAACCCAGAAAUGGGCGACGUCCGGCGUACUGGUGGAAUUCGACGAUCGCUGACCUGCGGACACGUUGUCUACAUGCCAGGAGAAGGAUGCAGAGAGCUAGAAACAGUGGCGAAAGGGAGGAAAGAAGGUUGCCCUAUAGAAUAGCAAGAGCCGCACUCAACAAGGCAAUCAGGCUCAGCAAGAAAGAGUGUUUAGAAGAGCUGAACAACAACGCCAACGAGAAUCCGUGGGGUAAUGCCUAUAAGAUGGCCAUGGCAAAGAUGAAAGGUCCAGCAGUUCCACCGGAGAGGUGCCCGGAAAGGAUGAAAACUAUUAUCGAGACCCUGUUCCCGAAGCAUGAGCCUACGAUAUGGCCGCCAGUACUGUACGACGUACAGGAUGUCCGCGGCGACGAAAUCCGAGUAUCAAACGAGGAGCUGAUUGCUGUAGCGAAAGCCUUACCGGUGAAGAAGACUCCAGGCCCGGACGGGGUUCCAAAUGUGGCCCUUAAAGCUGCGAUUCUGGAGAAUCCAGACAUGUUCAGGACUACAUUCCAAAAAUGCAUGGAGGAUGGUAGUUUCCCUGACAUCUGGAAGCGGCAGAAGCUGGUGCUGCUACCAAAGCCAGGCAAACCACCCGGCGAUCCGUCAGCAUAUAGGCCUAUAUGCUUGUUGGACACAGUCGGAAAACUGCUGGAGAGACAAGAGGAGGUUACUGGCAAGCGUGUCAUCAUCGAUCGUACGAUACGCAGCUCCAGCGUGGUCGAUGGCAUUGACAACAGCAAGGAACCGAGCCCAGUUGAACCGCACUUUCAGACUGAUGGCAAUGCGCGUGACAAGUUCGUACCGAACAAUAUCGUCAGACGCUGUGCACGUGAUAGCCGGAAUGAUCCCCAUCUGUCUGCUACUGGAAGAGGAUAG